This is a messenger RNA of Diplodia corticola, 2775 nucleotides long. Its product is annotated as lipid particle protein. Gene Ontology annotation, biological process: lipid metabolic process. Bases 1 to 2775 code for a protein of 924 amino acids. The record is from RefSeq and is a predicted model, not a curated record. Gene Ontology annotation, molecular function: triacylglycerol lipase activity. Lineage: Eukaryota; Fungi; Ascomycota; Dothideomycetes; Botryosphaeriales; Botryosphaeriaceae. The transcript has a single exon.
AUGGCCGACCUGAGCAAGUCCACCGACGGCCCUUCGCCGCUGUCUCCCGACGGCUUCGACUACACCCAACUCCCCGACUACGACACCGACUUCGUCAAUGAAGAUGACUUCGCCCGCUUUCAGCAAGCUCUGUCAGCCCCCGAGCCAUCUCCCUCCUCCGACAACCUCCUCGACCCGCAAACACCCAGACGCUCUACCUUCAUCACCGCCCUCAACGACUGGCGGCCCGUGCACCAGCGCGUUCGGAAGAAGAAGAAGCGACGCCAGCCCCGUCGCGGCGUCGACGAGACCCGCGAGGGGUUCGUGUACAGCCUGCUAAAAUGGCCGCUGCUGUGCACCGUCUUCGGCUGGCUUUUCGUUCUCGGCGUCAUGUAUCUCGUCACGCGCGUGUACAUCGGCCUGUACGAACAGUGGAUAACGUGGCGGGGUACGCGCCAGAGGCUGCGGAAAAAGCUGAACAGCACGGAGAACUACGAGGACUGGGUCGCGGCCGCAAAAGAGCUGGACGAUCAUCUGGGCAACGAGAAGUGGAAGCAGACGGAUGAAUACGCUUACUACGAUGCGAAGACUAUCCGAAGGGUCAGGGAUACGUUGAGCAAGCUGCGCGCUCAGGUUGAGCAGGGGAGCUCGACCGGGAAGGCAGAGGGCUCUAGCGAGCAAGCCAUCAACCAACUUCGCGGGCUCUUGGAGGCUUGCGUCAAAAGCAAUUUCGUCGGCUUCGAGAACCCCCACCUUUACAGCGAAUCUUAUUACGGCACGAAGCACCUGGUCCAGGACUGCGUCGACGAAAUCGAGAAAUCGCUCGAGGUGCUUUCCAACACCAGCAGACUUUCUUCCGAGGACAAGCGGACUAUGUUCAAACAUCUUUCCACAAAUUUUGGGCGAACGGCACUCUGCCUCUCCGGGGGAGCCACUUUCGCAUACUACCAUUUCGGUGUGGCUAAAGCUUUGCUGGAUGCCGGUCUGCUGCCAAACGUGAUUACGGGCACAUCUGGUGGCGCGCUUGUUGCUGGGCUUCUGGGUACGCGGACAGAUGAUGAGCUGAAGAAGAUGCUGAUACCUGCGCUUGCGAACAAGAUCACCGCAUGCCAUGACGACAUGACUACUUGGUUCAAGAGAUGGUAUAAAACGGGUGCGCGGUUUGACAGUGUGGACUGGGCCCGCCGAUGCGCUUGGUUCACUCGCGGCAGCCUCACGUUCCGUGAGGCAUACGAUCGUACAGGCCGCAUCCUAAACGUCUCUUGCGUUCCAUCAGACCCUCACUCUCCAACUAUCCUGGCAAACUACCUCACAUCCCCCGACUGUGUUAUCUGGUCUGCGGUCCUCGCAUCUGCUGCGGUCCCCGGUAUUCUCAACCCCGUAGUUCUGAUGAAGAAGAACCCUGACGGCACGCUCGAGCCCUACAGCUUUGGCCACAAGUGGAAGGAUGGCAGCUUGCGCACUGAUAUCCCGCUCAAAGCUCUGAACCUUCAUUUCAAUGUUCGCUUCAGCAUCGUCAGUCAGGUCAACCCGCAUGUAAACCUUUUCUUCUUCAGUUCGCGCGGUUCCGUUGGACGGCCUGUCACGCAUCGUCGUGGACGCGGUUGGAGAGGCGGCUACCUCGGUUCUGCUAUCGAGCAAUAUCUCAAACUUGAUCUUACCAAAUGGCUCAAAGUUUUGCGGCAUCUUGAACUGCUACCGCGUCCUCUUGGCCAGGACUGGAGUGCCAUCUGGCUCCAACGCUUCAGUGGAACCAUCACCAUCUGGCCCAAGUCUAUCCCAAGCGACUUCUACUACAUCCUCACAGAUCCGACACCUCAGCGCCUCGCUCGCAUGAUUCACGUCGGCCAGCAAUCCGCCUUCCCCAUGUUGAAAUUCAUCGCCAACCGCAUGAAAAUCGAGCGCCUGGUCGAGCAGGGCCGACACUCCGCGCGCCCCACCCAACCCGGCCUCCCAUCCAUCCUCUCCGAAGAGGACCUGAAGGGCCUCCUUCGCGAGGCGCAACGCAACGGCGGCAGCAUUGCUCCGCCGCCUAUCCUCUCCGCACCGCCAUCCGACAGCGACUCUUCUUCCAGCCAAGACUCGACGCCCGAACGCAAGAAAAAGAGACCCGCGCCGCUCCUCGGCGCGAGCAUCGACUCCGCCCUUGACGACGCCAAGUCUCCGAGAGACACGGGCAGCAAGGAUCAUCCGGCCGGCGGCGGCGGUGCACCCAGCCCAUCCAUCUCCAAACGCCUCUCGGGCUGGUGGUCUUCAUUCCAGCACAAGGCGCCCGACACACCGCGCGCUGCCGCCUUGGAGCGCAGCGCGCGCCUGCGCGGCCCGUACGCCACCAUCGCCGGCCACGGUCAGCGGCCCGGCAGCAUGUUCGAGCUGCGGCCGCCGCGCGAGUUCGUCGAAGACGAGAUCUACCGCCAUCCGCCGAGCCCGCAGCAUCAAAGGGACCAGUACGCGCAUCUCAGGGACGACGCUGCGGCUUUCGCGCGGAGGGGCAGCGGGGCGCGCGAGAUCUUCAGGCAGAGCAGGGUGUUCAUCGACGAUUCGGAAGAUGAUGAUGAAAGCGCUAGUGCAAAGGGUCGUGCAGGCGAGUGGGCUCCGGACGGGCUGGAGGAGCCGGAUAUGGCGAGGGAGGAUGAUGCGGUGCAGAUGUUUUUGGGAACGGAUGAUGAGGGGGCGGAAGGGAAUGCUGGUAGCAACAGUGAAGAUGCGGACGAGAGCAGUGAAGGGGAGGGGUACGGGUCGUUGAGGAAGAGGACAACUGCGAGGAGGGAGAGUGGGGGGACUUUCAUCGGUUGA